Messenger RNA from Hyaloscypha bicolor E, 1111 nucleotides. RefSeq lists its product as uncharacterized. The transcript is spliced from 4 exons. NCBI's taxonomy places the organism in Eukaryota, Fungi, Ascomycota, Leotiomycetes, Helotiales, Hyaloscyphaceae. Bases 172 to 981 code for a protein of 269 amino acids. The record is from RefSeq and is a predicted model, not a curated record.
GAGCACGAAGUGCAGCGCAACAGAUAAAGAGGCUGUGCCACCUCACGUCAGCAUGCUCAGGCUGAGCUGGAGUGCAAAUCAAUCUUGUCACACUCUCCAGAACUGUAGCAGUCAGCACGAUCGCAUCUUUUCUUUCUCAGCAUCUCGAGAUUGUCUUGUCUUGUGCGCACUAUGUUGCACUCCAAAGCAUACCUUAGUGUUGCGGUCCUGCUGGCGCAUAUUGCGCGGGCUACACUCAAUACUAAUUGUUUCCGGAUGUCAGAUGGGCGGAUUACGGAAAACGUUGGAGCUAUCCCCUGCGGCGUUGUGACUGCAGAUUCGCCCAACGUGCCGUGUUGCAAUGCGGGGAGUUUCUGUCUGGCAGAUAGUAUUUGCCUGAAUCCAGGCACUCCGAAUUCUGGCUUUUCAGGUUAUUAUACCGGUGGCUGCACUGACCUAACCUACGACGACCAAUCCUGUAAUCCAUACUGCCGAAGCGUUCCUCGAGCUGAUAUCGUAUACAAUAACGGAACGAAGCUUUGGUCCUGCUGUGGUACAGAAUCAGAUAAUACGACUGUUAAUUGCAACGAUCCCACUACUAUAAUCUUCUCCGACCCCGCCCCCACUGCCCUAUCCACGACUUUCUCCGUUGGAAGCACAGCUGGGACUUCCAUUCCCUCCUCCACCUCCUCUGUAACUACGACAUCCAUAUCAUCAUCUUCUGCCACAACACCGUCAGGAUCACCCUCACAAACUGGUACUGGUUCUCCUCAGCCAUCGAGUGGCUUGAGCACGGGGGCGAAAGCGGGGAUCGGGGUCGGCGCUGCCAUUAUAGGGAUCGCGGUGCUGGUAGGAGUAUUUGUUCUUUAUAGGAGACGAAAGAGAAGCUCGAUGCAGCCGCCAAGCUAUAAUCGAAAGACAGCGCCAGCAGAGCUCGGAGCAGUACCCGAAGCAAAGAGAGCAGAACUGAAUACAGAACGGCCUAUACAGGAGCUAGCGUGAGAAGUUGGAAAUUUUGAUUGUUUCUACUCGUUCGGCCGGGCUCACCUGGUUCUCGCUUAGCACGCUUACCAGGUGAGAGAGGGCAAUACGCAAAAACCAGCAAUACGCAAAAACCAGCAAUACGCAAAUC